Ceratosolen solmsi marchali is the source of this 753-nucleotide messenger RNA. It is a transcript of the gene mgr, whose product is annotated as prefoldin subunit mgr. Gene Ontology annotation, biological process: protein folding; tubulin complex assembly; microtubule-based process. The coding region runs from base 101 to 667 and encodes 188 amino acids. The transcript has 2 exons. Lineage: Eukaryota; Metazoa; Arthropoda; Insecta; Hymenoptera; Agaonidae. Gene Ontology annotation, molecular function: tubulin binding. Gene Ontology annotation, cellular component: cytoplasm; prefoldin complex. The record is from RefSeq and is a predicted model, not a curated record.
GGCUGUAGAGUAUGUGUGUGCGUAUCACAUAUCGGUACCGCAAAUAAAUGUAAACGCAUGUACGCAAAAUAGUUUUAAGAGAGAUUUUAAUUAGCUGGAAAUGGAAGGAAACGACAGUAAAAAAGAAAACGGGGGUCCUGAAGAUAAGAAAUCUUAUGCUGGAAUUCCCGAGGCUGACUUUGUGGAUGAUGUUGAUGCUUUUAUGGCAAAGCCCGAAAAUAAUGGAUCUGUUGAUAAAGUACUUAAGAAAUUAGACGAGAGUCAUAGUAAAUAUAAAUUUAUGGAAUUGAAUUUAGUUAAUAAGCGUAAAAAAUUAAAGGAAAAAAUACCGGAUUUGGAACAGACAUUAUUAAUGAUUGAGAAACUUCAGACGGAGAAAAAUAAUAAUCAAGAUAUGGAAACUCAAUUUGUACUUUCCGAUCAAGUUUACGCUAAAGCCCUUGUUUCACCAACUGAUAAAGUAUGUUUAUGGUUAGGAGCUAAUGUAAUGCUUGAAUACACAUUAAAAGAUGCUAGAGAAUUGUUGACUAAAAAUAUCGAAGCAGCAAAGCAAAACUUAAACUUUAUCGAGCACGAUUUAGACUUCUUACGAGAUCAGUUUACGACCACAGAAGUUAAUAUGGCAAGAGUAUAUAACUGGGAUGUUAAAAGAAGAAAAACUGAAUAAUCAAUGCAAAAGUUGUGCUGUAGUAUUCGACUAUCGCCAAUGAAUGCUACUAAAAGUUAAAUUAAUCAAUUUGUAAUUGACUAAAU